Caenorhabditis briggsae is the source of this 870-nucleotide messenger RNA. Bases 1 to 870 code for a protein of 289 amino acids. The transcript is spliced from 5 exons. The record is from RefSeq and is a predicted model, not a curated record. Gene Ontology annotation, molecular function: zinc ion binding. NCBI's taxonomy places the organism in Eukaryota, Metazoa, Nematoda, Chromadorea, Rhabditida, Rhabditidae.
AUGAAACCCUUGAUUCUGGCUUUGCUGUUCGUGGUAACAGCUACAGCGAUCUAUAGUGGAGGUGGUGGUGGAGGAAGAUUUGACUCAUCAGCAACGUCAUGGUCUUCGGAGGAAGGUGGAAGACCUCGGCCACCUGGCAGACCUCGGCCACCAGGCCGGCCAAGACCUCAAGGCCGACCUCGGCCGCCAGGCCGGCCACGACCACCAGGACCUCGACCACCACGCCCAUCAUCAACAGGAUGUCCAAGAGGAUGGAUGAGAUUUGAGAGACCCCAAGGAGUUUGGUGUGUUUUUGUAGGUCACUCCACUACAUCCAACGGCUUCUUGUCCCAAUCGGAGGCAGAAGCGAUAUGUGUGCGACACGGAGCCGUCCUAACUGGGUUCCAAAACGACAUAGAGAGGCCUAUUCAGGUUGAGUCUGCAAUUCAUACCUCUCGAAUUGAGUACUCCACAAUUUCGUCCCAUCAUGGCUCCGAGUUGGUCCAUGUGACUUUCUAUACAUACGAGAAUAGAAAACUGGUCAGAAUGGUUUUGGAUGAGAGAUACGCCGCCUUCGAUGACGUACUCCAGAAGGCAAAUGAGUUGCUUCCAACUUGCAGAUGGAGAAUCUUUUCGGGAACCGACAAGCAUGUAUCGUUUGAAUUCAAAAACACUCGACAGGUCUGGGAUGCUAUCAAACAAACUUCGUAUUAUGGCAUCCGAUAUUUGGAGGUCCGUCAGAUCAAAAUUGGAGAAUCAGCGAGAUGUGAUGGAUGUUAUCGGGAAAUCUUGGGAAGCCGAUACAAGUGCACUGAAUGUUCAGAUUUCGAUCUUUGUGGAGUUUGUGAAAUGGGACCAAUUCACAGUUUCCACAAAUUGAUCAAAAUUUGA